GCGCAUCAGUGCGCAUGCUUUAAAAACAAAUGCACUCGGCAGUAACAACUAUUUGCUCCUCUUGACAAGGCUUGCUUCAGACCAUAGCGAAGCAAUGAGGAUUCUCCUAUCUUCCUUUCUUACCUACUAUGUUGUUUGCUUCAUACCAACGGAUGGUAACGCAGCCUCAUCGUUCAAACGCUGCUCAUCAAUGCCACUUGAAGAUGACAAUUGUGAAAGUCCUUUGGAUAAGUGGUAUUAUAACACAGAUGAACAAAAGUGCGUGAAUUUUAUGUACGGAGAUUGUCCACAGAAUAAUAACAUUUUUGCCAGCGAGGAGGAGUGUCAAGCCACUUGCAAGAACGUAGGAAAAGGACAUCAGGGGUCCAAAGGAGAUCGCAGACCGUCUAAUGCAUUGGGUGUUGGAGCCAAGCGCCCCGCACGAGGAGGCUCAAGUUCAGAAGGGAAUGAGGUUGAAAAAACUCCUGGUAAGUCGGGAGGCGUUAAACGGAAGCCACCGUAUGCAAAAGGUUCGAGCCAGACCGGUACAAAAAAGCAGCCACAUGCAGGUAUUAGAAGAUUGCAACGCCGAAAUGCUUUUCCAAACCACGGAAAGGAAAGUGCAAGGGAGAUAACACCGUUUGGUAUUAUAACGCGCCAUUUUAUAUAUGCAGCGUGAUUCCCCAAGGUUAUUGUGCAGGGAAUGCACAAUUUUUUGAAAGCUGCGAAGAAUGUGCUGAAACCUGCAACAAACUAUCCCUGAAGAGGUGCAACAUGAUCUCAAUCUGAAAUACGAGACAAAAAAGAGAGAAGCUGCAGUUUCAGUCCAAAAAAAAAAAAAACUUAAUUUGAAUCCGAAGUAAAAGACAACAAAAUAAACAAGGUCGUGGCAUUCAUAACUUGGCAAUAAACACCAUGUCUCGCUUUCCU
Messenger RNA from Dermacentor silvarum, 909 nucleotides. Its product is annotated as papilin-like. The record is from RefSeq and is a predicted model, not a curated record. Lineage: Eukaryota; Metazoa; Arthropoda; Arachnida; Ixodida; Ixodidae. Bases 95 to 658 code for a protein of 187 amino acids. Gene Ontology annotation, molecular function: serine-type endopeptidase inhibitor activity. The transcript has 6 exons.